UAAACUUUUACACUACUCCCAGCAAGAAAAUGAUGAACAAACAAGAAUCUGAGAGAGCAGAGGAGCUCUUGGAAAUUAUGAUGAAGGAAGUUAAACCUAGACAGGAGGCACUCUCCUCUCAUGGGAUUUAUCCUCUGCUGACCUCUGUCGAGGCUAUCACUGAGUUUAUGAAGUUUCAUAUAUUUGCUGUUUGGGACUUUAUGUCAGUUGUAAAAACUAUGCAGAGGCAUCUAACCUGUGUUGAAGUUCCCUGGGUUCCAGUUCAACAUCCUGAGCUAGCUCGUCUAAUCAAUGAUAUCGUGCUAACUGAGGAAUCUGACGUAAACUGGGAUAAUGAAGCUCAAAGUCACUUUGUGAUGUACAUGGAGGCUAUGAAGGAGGUUGGGGUGGAUAUGAGCCAGAUUACCCUCUUCAUGUCUUUUAUCAGGUUAGAGGAAUUGUAGACAAAAUUUCAAGGA
Eurytemora carolleeae is the source of this 458-nucleotide messenger RNA. RefSeq lists its product as uncharacterized. The coding region runs from base 30 to 443 and encodes 137 amino acids. The transcript is spliced from 5 exons. Lineage: Eukaryota; Metazoa; Arthropoda; Copepoda; Calanoida; Temoridae. The record is from RefSeq and is a predicted model, not a curated record.